Molecule: messenger RNA, 3774 nt
Organism: Ilex paraguariensis (yerba mate)
Lineage: Eukaryota; Viridiplantae; Streptophyta; Magnoliopsida; Aquifoliales; Aquifoliaceae
Source: the annotation of a GenBank genome assembly
UAGUGAACCCCUGCACAACGAAUGACCACCCAGCAAGACUGAACCCAAGAGUUUCUCUCUCACUCUCGAGGCAGUCUUUAAACAGAGCUCGUCGUCGUCGUCGUCGUCGGCUCUGCCUCUGUGCCCAACCCUGCAAAACAUCUCUCUACUUCUCCGAAUUCUGAAACCCUAAAGAGACCUCGAUCAUUCUCUUAUUAUCUCUUCCAAAAUCUUCACUAAAUCUCGUGAUAGUUUCGUUAAAAUAUGGCUUCCUCUGCUACGUGGCUGCCACAAGAGGAGGGCUUCAAGGAGAUCUGUGGUUUGCUGGAACAACAGAUGUCUCCGACUACCGAUAAAUCUCAGAUUUGGCAGCAACUUCAGCACUACUCGCAGUUUCCCGAUUUCAAUAACUACCUCGCUUUCAUACUUGCACGCGCCGACGGAAAAUCUGUGGAGGUUAGGCAAGCAGCUGGAUUACUGCUGAAAAAUAACCUUAAAACUGCACUCAAAACAAUGCCUCCUACAAAUCAGCAAUAUAUAAAAUCAGAGUUGCUACCUUGUUUAGGAGCAGCAGAUAAGCAUAUCAGGUCCACAGCUGGGACUAUUAUAAGUGUUUUCGUUCAGUUAGGGGGAGUUGUUGGAUGGCCUGAGUUGCUGCUAGCCCUAGUCAAGUGCUUGGAUAGUAAUGAUUUGAAUCACAUGGAAGGUGCUUUGGAUGCUUUAUCCAAGAUUUGUGAGGAUAUUCCCCAAGUGCUGGACUCAGAUAUUUCUGGGUCAUCCGAACGACCCAUCAAUGUAUUCCUUCCAAGAUUUCUUCAGUUUUUCCAGUCUCCACAUGCUUCGCUAAGAAAGCUUUCUUUGGGUUCUGUAAAUCAAUACAUUAUGUUGAUGCCUACUGUUUUACUUGUGUCAAUGGAUAAGUACCUGCAAGGCUUGUUUGUGCUUGCUAAUGACGCUGCUCCAGAGGUCCGGAAAUUGGUUUGUGCAGCAUUUGUUCAGCUAGUUGAAGUUCGUCCGGACUUUCUGGAGCCACAUUUGAGGAAUGUAAUUGAAUAUAUGCUGCAAGUAAACAAGGAUCCUGAUGAAGAGGUUGCUCUUGAAGCCUGUGAAUUCUGGUCAGCAUAUUGUGAGGCUCAGUUGCCACCUGAGAACUUAAGCGAAUUCUUGCCACGUCUACUUCCGGUUCUGUUGUCAAACAUGGCUUAUGCUGAGGAUGAUGAGUCGCUUGUGGAGGCUGAGGAGGAAGGGUCUCUCCCGGAUCGUGAUCAGGAUUUGAGGCCUCGUUUUCAUUCAUCACGUUUUCAUGGAUCAGAGGAUGCAGAAGAUGAUAAUGAUGACAUUGUCAAUAUUUGGAAUUUACGGAAAUGCAGUGCAGCUGCUUUAGACAUUAUUUCCAACGUGUUUGGGGAUGAGAUUCUUCCAACAUUGAUGCCCAUAAUUCAAGUUAAGUUAUCCAGUGGAGAUGAUGCUGCAUGGAAAGAAAGGGAAGCUGCAGUUUUAGCUCUUGGUGCCAUAGGGGAAGGUUGCAUCAAUGGCCUUUAUCCUCAUUUGUCUGAGAUUGUUACAUUUCUUAUCCCUCUUUUAGAUGAUAAGUUCCCUUUGAUACGAAGUAUCUCCUGCUGGACGCUGUCUCGUUUCAGCAAAUAUAUUGUUCAGGUUGUUGCUCAUCGAGAAGACCUUGAGAAAUUUGACAAAGUUCUUAUGGGUCUACUACGGAGAAUACUGGAUGAUAACAAGCGGGUGCAAGAGGCUGCUUGUUCAGCUUUUGCAACCCUUGAAGAGGAGGCUGCAGAAAAGUUGGCGCCACACUUGGAAGUUAUUCUGCAACACCUAAUGUGUGCCUUUGGAAAAUAUCAGAGGCGAAACCUUAGGAUUGUAUACGAUGCUAUUGGUACUUUGGCAGAUGCUGUUGGAGGGGAACUAAAUCAGCCCACGUAUCUCGAUAUUUUGAUGCCGCCAUUAAUUGCUAAGUGGCAGCAACUUUCAAAUUCUGACAAAGACAUUUUCCCACUGUUAGAGUGCUUUACGUCCAUUGCACAGGCACUGGGUAGAGGAUUUUCUCAAUUUGCUCAGCCUGUAUUUCAGAGGUGCAUCAACAUCAUCCAGACCCAACAAUUGGCAAAGGUUGAUCCUGUUUCAGCUGGCGUUCAGUAUGAUAAAGAGUUCAUUGUUUGUUCUUUGGACCUUCUUUCUGGACUUGUUGAAGGUCUUGGUAGUGGAAUUGAGAGUUUGGUUUCACAGAGUAAUUUGAGAGACUUGCUUCUGCAAUGUUGCAUGGAUGAUGCUCCUGAUGUAAAACAAAGUGCCUUUGCAUUGCUUGGCGACCUUGCAAGGGUUUGUCCCAUCCAUUUGCAACCACGAUUAUCUGAAUUUCUUGACGUUGCCGCUAAGCAACUGAACACCCCCAAGCUGAAGGAAAAUGUUUCCGCGGCAAAUAAUGCAUGUUGGGCAAUUGGAGAAUUAGCAAUUAAGGUUCAGAAAGAAAUGUCUCCAAUUGUGAUGACAGUAAUCUCAUGCUUAGUCCAAAUACUUCAACAUGCCGAGGGGCUCAACAAGUCACUUAUAGAGAAUAGUGCUAUCACCCUGGGGAGACUUGCAUGGGUUUGUCCGGAACUUGUAUCACCUCACAUGGAACAUUUCAUGCAAUCAUGGUGCAUUGCUUUAUCUAUGAUACGUGAUGAUAUUGAGAAGGAGGAUGCUUUCCGGGGUUUGUGUGCAAUGGUUAGAGCAAACCCAUCAGGGGCUUUGAGUUCGCUUGUUUUCAUGUGCAAAGCUAUUGCAAGUUGGCAUGAAAUAAGGAGCGAGGACCUGCACAAUGAAGUUUGCCAGGUGUUGCACGGUUAUAAACAAAUGCUCAAGAAUGGAGCAUGGGAGCAGUACAUGUCUGCUUUGGAGCCCCCGGUGAAGGACAAAUUGUCAAAAUAUCAAGUAUAAUACUUUUCUGAUAAGAGAUGUGUCUUUCUGUGCUGGUGGUCAUAUACCGUAUAUAUGCUGCUGCUUCAGAGCUUGCAUCUGCAUUUGUACACCUGGUCCUGUCAUUUAAAGCCUUGUCUGAUUGUAGUGGAGCCGUAUUUCAUUUAGAGCCACGGCCAGCUCACAUUUCCCACAAAAAGCAUUCUUACUGAAGGCCAGUUUAUUUUGUACCCUUCAAGACUCUCAUUGGAUGGGCCUAGUUGAAAGAGCAUUUGAUUUUCUAAAAAAGAAGCUGAGGUUUGCGGCAUGGAUGUACAGGGUUGUGCUCUUUCCAGAUUUCUGAGCUUUCUUUUCUUCUCCUGAAUUUACUGAAAGGGUUCCAUUUGAGGUUUACGUUUGCGUCUUCUGUACCAGGUCAUUUUUUUUUAAAUUAAUUUGUUUAUGAGGUUCUGGUAGAUAGGUUACAGUCUAUAAGCUCCGCAGAUUUUGUCAAAAGGGCUGUGAAUGUUGAUGAGAAGUGUUUUUACAUGUGUUCAUAUUUGGAUCUAGUUCUUGUUAUUUCAAUUUGAAGUGGGAGCCAAAUUACUGUUGCAGCUAGCAAUUGGAGGGUGGGAACAACGAACAUGCUUUAGCAUUGGCUUGUGUUUGAUAGAAAUCGUCUGCUCUUUGGAUUUGAUAAAUUGUACUUAAGGAAACAACUGUUGUAUCAUUUUUCAUUUUGCACCCCCUUCUAAGCUCUUGUUUUGGUGUCAUUUUUUAUCUUGUAAUUUGUUGGGUAGGAAGCUAAAGUUGGUCAAGGUAACUACGCAUAAUUUGGUCAAAUUAUUUAAAGUUACUGUAUUCUGGAAAUUGAAAAUGACUUCCAGCUUAUUUGUCUUCAUU